AUUUGAAUCACGCCCAGAACCCGCUCCUCCUCUCCCCUUCCCGUUAGUUAGAUUAGACCUCGAGAAACUUCUUCUAAAGAAGAGAUUAGAUAGAAACCCAUAGCCACUUUGAAGCCCGAACCGUAGAAAUCUACCCAGAACUAGGGGUCAAGUAGGGCCGUACCUUAGGAAGUAGCCGUUGCGAGGUUCGAAUCGGCUGGAAUCGGGCAAGCGCAGAGCAAAUCGUGAGAAAUUUUGCAGGUUUCUUUGGGAGGUUGUGUUCUUGCGCUUUCCCGAGCAAUUCGUUGGUGCGUUUCUCUCGUUUAUGGUCUCUCAGAUCUGCGGAUUGGCGUGCAGGAUUCGGAGCGGAAGGAAUCUGAGGUUCUUUAGAUCCUUAGGGGAGCAACCGGGCAAGUACAAGAAAUCCUAAUAAGAGACGAGCAAAAGGAGUGUACCAGGAAUUUGCCGCAGGAAACGUUAGAAGAAAGAAGAGUAAAGAUGGCUGAAGUGAGGAUUGCCAGCAGGACGGCUGCAGCCGAUCGCUCUGGCGGUGGCGGUGGAUUCUUCGUCAGGAGGGUGGUGUCUCCCGGAGCUGUGGUGGACAAGGGCGCCGUCAAGCCGCUUGCUCGCCUGGUCCCGUCACCGUCCAGCAACAAGGAGAACGUGCCACCAGCGUGGGCUGCGUGGACUGCACCCAAGAGGAGAAGCUUCCUACCUGAGUGGUACCCAAGGACCCCACUCCGCGAUAUCACAUCAAUCAUCAAGGCUGUUGAGAGGAAAAGUCGGCUGCAAGAUGCUGCGGCUCGGCAUCAGCUCCAGUGGGAUGAUGAAGAAGAUUCCUCGGAACCUGAUGAUGAAGAAUAUUCCUCGGAGCCUGAGAAUCCAGCACAAACAGAUGAGGGUAUUCAUCGGAGCACAGCACCAACAAAUGAAACCCUGUGUGUUGGCUCGGCUCAAGUUGUCGAAACCACCGCAGCAUCAGCAACCUGCUUGGGUGAGGGCAAGUGCGCCACAGUGGUGAAGGCAUCCGAUGACUGCUCCUUGCAGUCUCCAUCCAGACCAAGUGGAGAAGACGACGUGGAGAAGCAACUGGCUAACUCCAUACACGAGAUUGAGAAGAUGGUGAGCCGGAACCUGAAGCGAACUGAUCCCAAGGCUACUCGGACUUCCAAGACCCCGGCUGUCCAGAGGCGCACCCUGAUGUCUAUGCGCUGAGCAUCACUUGUCUGCUGCUUUCCUAGCGGCUAGUCCUAACUAACCAACCACAGGGUCCUUCCAUGGUGCUCGGUUCUCUGCUUGAGGAUUUGGGUGGUGUUGUGCUCAGGGUUCUCUGCUUGAGGAUUUGGGUGGUGUUGUGCUCAGGGUUCUCUGCUUGAGGAUUUGGGUGGUGUUGUGCUCAGGGUGAGGACCUGGGGUGUGGUAUCUGGCUCUCUGCUUGAGGGCAUAUGUAGAAUUACUACACCACACUUGAUUUGUAUUACUGAGUAUGGACUUAUAUAGCAUGUCUGUGUUUUGCCAUUCAGCUGAAGGGCACAGGAAGCACCGUUCUUUA
Messenger RNA from Hordeum vulgare subsp. vulgare (domesticated barley), 1531 nucleotides. RefSeq lists its product as uncharacterized. The transcript is spliced from 5 exons. Gene Ontology annotation, cellular component: nucleus. Gene Ontology annotation, biological process: regulation of nuclear division; negative regulation of ubiquitin protein ligase activity. Bases 478 to 1194 code for a protein of 238 amino acids. The record is from RefSeq and is a predicted model, not a curated record. Lineage: Eukaryota; Viridiplantae; Streptophyta; Magnoliopsida; Poales; Poaceae.